GAACAUUAUUAUAACUCUAAAAAAAGGGGGAGUGACACUCUGAGGCUGUAAUUUGUCUGCAGGCCUGCAGGCGGCUCUGCUCCGUAGACUUUGACCCGGUCCGCGCAUUGAUACCGAUCCAGUUCCGCCGUCGCCACAAAUAAACAAUGACGGAACCAGGCCCGAGGUUUAAAACCGUCAAGUUUGUGAAGAUCAUCUCGUGCAGCUUCCUCAUCGUCGUGUCACUGUUACUGACGGUGGCGUCAAUCAGGACGCUGACCCUGGACGGACACGACGGACUCCAGCUCGCGCGCUGGGAGAAGACGGACAACAUCUCGCUGGAGUUGGACCUCGACCACAGACAGGAGCUGCUGACGCGGCUGAGAGAGGCGAUCCGGAUCCGCACCGUGUCCACAUCCGCUGAGGACAUCAACACCACCGCGCUGCUUCACUUUGACAGGUUCCUCCGCCAAGCCUUCCCAAGGGUUUUCUCUUCGAGCUUGGUUCAUCAUGAGUUGGUGGCGAACUACAGCCACCUGUUCAGGGUGGAAGGAUCCCAACCUGACCUGGUGCCCUACCUGCUGCUGGCCCACAUCGAUGUGGUACCUGCCUCCGAGUCAGACGACUGGGUGGCCCCACCGUUUUCCGCCGAGGUGAUAGACGGCUUCAUCUAUGGCAGAGGAGCCAUGGACGACAAGAGCUCUUUAAUGGGAAUACUUGAGGCGCUGGAAUACUUGCUUAGGAAAGGCUAUGCUCCACGCAGAGGCUUUUACAUCGGUCUUGGCCAUGAUGAAGAAGUUUUUGGUUUGAAUGGGGCAGUGAACAUCGUGCGUGUGCUGAAACAGCGUGGUGUGCAGCUGUCCUUCGUCCUGGACGAGGGCCUGGCUUUAAUUGAUGGAGUCUUCCCUGGUCUCGAAGGACCUGCCGCUCUAAUUGGGUUAAGUGAAAAGGGAAUGGCCUCUGUAAAGCUGAGUGUGUCUAUGGUCCCUGGUCACGCCUCGAUGCCUCCCAGGCAGACCACCAUCGGGAUCCUGGCUGCAGCAGUCAAAAGCCUGGAGGAGAACCCAAUGCCGACGGUGUUUGGUUAUGGGCCUGAACGUGGAACCUUUGAACAGCUGGCCCAUAAGUUCAGGUUUCCACUGAAGUUCAUAUUGUCAAAUUUGUGGCUGUUCUCUCCGAUCGUUGCCAGGUUCAUGGAAAGAAAACCAGAAACCAACAGUUUUAUAAGGACGACCACAGCAGUCACCAUGUUUAAUGCGGGAGUUAAGUUGAAUGUCAUCCCCUCCCUUGCUGAAGCUUACAUCAAUAUGCGAAUCCACCCAGCACAGUCAUUAAAAGAGGCAAUGGACCAUAUCCAUUCCACAGUGGGUGACCCGCGUGUGAAGAUAGAGCUCAUUAAUGGGUUUGACCCUGAGCCCGUCAGCUCUUCGGAUGAAAAGUCCUUUGGCUUUCAGAUCAUUAAGAAAACUGUGUUGGACGUCUUUCCAACAGUUACAGUUGCUCCAGGUAUGUGUACUGCGAACACAGACAGUCGACACUUCAAGGACCUGACCAAGGAUAUUUAUCGCUUUAUACCUCUCUGGUUAAAACCAGGUGACACCCAGAGACUCCAUGGCAUCAACGAAAGGAUUUCCAUAAAGAACUACGAGGAGUACGUCACGUUUUACUUUAGUCUGAUUCAAAACUGUGACAUUCAGAAUCUCCCUGAGCCUCACAGUUCUGUCCAUGAACUCUGAGGAACUGACGGCGUCAGCAACAAAUCAAACAGAUGCAAAAACACUCUGCUGACCGACUUUACUCCUUUUGUCACUGGAUCUCAAACACAACACGAUUCUGCAUUUUAGAGCCGAGAUGUACGAUUUUACAAUAAUUUAGAUUUCCCUGUAAACAACUGACUAUUUUAAUAAAAUAACAAUUGGACAAAUA
This is a messenger RNA of Hippoglossus stenolepis (Pacific halibut), 1905 nucleotides long. RefSeq names its product peptidase M20 domain containing 1, tandem duplicate 2 (gene pm20d1.2). Bases 147 to 1715 code for a protein of 522 amino acids. Lineage: Eukaryota; Metazoa; Chordata; Actinopteri; Pleuronectiformes; Pleuronectidae. The transcript is spliced from 13 exons. Gene Ontology annotation, biological process: amino acid metabolic process. The record is from RefSeq and is a predicted model, not a curated record. Gene Ontology annotation, molecular function: metallocarboxypeptidase activity; hydrolase activity, acting on carbon-nitrogen (but not peptide) bonds, in linear amides.